Penicillium subrubescens is the source of this 1107-nucleotide messenger RNA. RefSeq lists its product as uncharacterized. Bases 1 to 1107 code for a protein of 368 amino acids. The transcript is spliced from 2 exons. NCBI's taxonomy places the organism in Eukaryota, Fungi, Ascomycota, Eurotiomycetes, Eurotiales, Aspergillaceae. The record is from RefSeq and is a predicted model, not a curated record.
AUGCCCCCCUCCCUACCACCAAAGAAACCCCCCGCACCCAACAAGCCCACCCCCCAAAACCACUGCGUCUUCGACCCUUGGAACUCCUCCUCAUCAGGCCACCAACGCGCCGAAAAUCCAUUCUCAGGAACCACCUCCUGGCGCGAUACCCGGACCGCAAAAUUGAAGCAGCAGUUCCGCGGCGAGGACUGGUCCCGCGAUAGCACUGGUGUUCUCGGCGAUGAGGAUUUCUCGGUGAAAGCGUUUGAUGGGACGUGCGGGUCUGUGUCGCCGGUCGCUGAGAACCACGGAUAUGGGAGUCACGGUGGGAGAGGAAACUCAAGCGCAAGCGAGGGCAGGACGAGGGCGGGGGAAUGGCGAUGGGUGUCGCGGGAGGAGGCAACGAGGGAACAGUUGGGUGUGCGGGAUAUUCGAAGCUUUAUGAAUGUUGGGAAGAGGAAGGCUGGUGAUGCGUUUCAAACGCAACUAGACGCUAUGAAGAAGGCGGAAACAGCUCCAGAAAGCAGAGCCGAACCGCGAAAAUUGCAUGCGAUCUCAAACACCACGAUGGUCACCGCACCCAUGCCUGCGCCAAAGCCCUCAACAUCCUCUACGACCCCUUUUACAUCUACCAGCACGACUGAAACACCCCCGAACCCAACCCCUAAAUCCGACUCCCAGCCUCUACUCAAUCAACCGCGACAAACCACUACCAAAACACCCUCACCCACCCACCCCACCACUAACCCAUCAUCCUCAAAACUCUUCACCGGCACAACAAUCUACAUAAACGGCUCCACCCUCCCCCAAAUCUCUGACCAUAAACUUAAAGCCCUCCUGGCCGCACACGGCGCAACUAUCGCCAUCGGCAUGGCCCGCAAGACCGUCUCCCAUAUUAUUAUUGGACAACCCGGAACCACAGGCCAGGGUGCCGGCGGGGGUCUUGCGGCGGGGAAAUUGCAAAGAGAGAUUGAGAGGGGUGGGUGGAAGGGGUUUAGGGUUGUUGGUGUUGAUUGGGUUCUUGAGAGUAUCAAGGCGGGCAAAAGACUUGCGGAAUCGAGAUUUGCUGUUUUGAGUGUUGCGCCGAAGGGGCAGAAGGGUGUUGCUAGUAUGUUUGGUGGGAGGUGA